Messenger RNA from Thamnophis elegans (Western terrestrial garter snake), 1995 nucleotides. It is a transcript of the gene TSLIG3C, whose product is annotated as family with sequence similarity 98 member C. NCBI's taxonomy places the organism in Eukaryota, Metazoa, Chordata, Lepidosauria, Squamata, Natricidae. The record is from RefSeq and is a predicted model, not a curated record. The transcript is spliced from 8 exons. The coding region runs from base 61 to 1062 and encodes 333 amino acids. Gene Ontology annotation, cellular component: tRNA-splicing ligase complex.
CUUGCGCGAGCGGCGCUCGGUUCGAGGGUUAGGGAGGGGCGGGGGAAUUCCUGCGGAGACAUGGAGGCGGAAGACGUGCAGGGAUUUCCGUCCGUAAAAACCUUCACCGAGGUGGCUGAAGCUGGGGUCUCCAGCCCUCGAUUCAUGACGCUCUGCUCGUGGCUGGUUUCAGAGCUUCGAACCAUUUGCCGGCUGGAGGAGGACGUUAGCCCCGUGCAGGGGCCUGAGGAUGCCGAGACAUUUCAGAUCGAAAUCAGCGGCCUCCUGGGUGAGCUGCACUGCCCGUAUCCGUCACUGACCACAGGGGACGUAAUGGCGAGACUCCGCACCCGAGACAACUGCUUGCAGCUUCUGUAUUUUUUGAGCUCGGAGCUGCUGGCUGCCCGGCUCCAGGCCAGGAAAACGCUCCAGUCCGCAAAGCAAGGCGACAGAAAGAACGAAGCCGUGCGGGAACUCCAUCAGAUCUGCCAAGCCCUGGGGAUGCCUGAGCCGGACCCGGCUUCCUCUGUGGCUCAGGUUAUGGACGACAUUAGAUCCCAGGUUUCUGAGGCUCUGGCUGCUCAAGGGCCGGAGCCCGACCGGACGGCACCACUCCUGAAGGCCCCGUUGACCUCUGAGCAAUGGAAAGCGCUGGACGAGAUUAACCAACUGCUGGGGGCUGAAUACCAGUGCCGAAGACACAUGAUGCUGACACGUUUUGAUGUCACCGUUGCGUCCUUCCAUUGGUCUGAGAGGGCCAAGAACCGAAGCGCAGCCAUGUCCGAAGCCUUCCAACCUUUACGGAGGUCUUUGCCGGAAGAUUCCCAGCUCUCCCUUGCCCACCUGCUGGCUGCCCGCGAGGACUUUUCUCGUAUCGUGAAGACCAGCAGUGGGGCCUUGCGGAGUAAGACCAGCUGUGCCGUCAACAAGAUCUUGAUGACGGGCAGCGUCCCAGACCGGGGAGGACGUCCAAACGAAAUCGAGGCCCCCAUGCCCACCUGGGAGAAGAGGAGAGAAGGAGGAGGAAGAGGAGGAGGAGGAGGCCAGCGCUGGUCUAAACGGGGCAACAAAAAGAAGAAAUAAAGGAAGAGGAUGUGAAACUGGCUGCUGUGGGUCGGCGUGGCCAGAGAGUGUGAAAUUCAGGAAGAGCCACGGAGUCCCACCGAACGUGUCCAAUUCUCAAUCUCGCCUUUCUCCAGGAUGGAGGCGACGCAGCUUUAAAUAAGGAUGUGGUCCUUGGGGCCAGAUGUGCCCCGUAAAGGCAAGCUCCUCUAAUCCAAAGAUCACGCCAACUUUAGGAGAGCCGUAGCUCUCUUAAGCUAUAGGGGAAGGUUUGGGAAGGAAGGCCACGCGGCAGAGCAGCCGGGAAGCCACUAAACAAUUCUUGGCUGUCCGAAAUCAAAAAUAAGUAUUUUGUAUUUAGACUUCAUUUUGCACUCUAAAGGCCACGGAAUGGGGUGCCUAGCUGGGGAAAGGGAAGAAGAUCCAUGGGCUUUGAUUUAAAGUUGAUUUGGAGUUGAAAUCCACAAGUCUUAAAGUUGCCAAGUUUUGGGGACUCCUGAUUUAGAUUUUUACUGUAAAGAAAGCUUCCAAAUUAGGUAUCUGUUAAUUUGCAAGCAGAAAUGCAUAAGUUGUUUUGGGUGAGUGGGUGCUUGGGGUAUUAUUGGAGGGGGUGUGUGUGUGCCUCUUGCCGCCUCCUUUGGUUAUCUUGGUGGUGGUGGGUUUGAACCAGGAAGGCUGGUUCAUAUAUAUCCAUAUCUGCUUAGCUUCCCUGGCUGAGGAAUAAGGGAAUUGUGGCUUGGGAGGCCCAGGAUGAUCAUAUGUAUUGAUGGCCCAAUGGCCUUUUGUAUUUAAAAAAAGGGGGUGUUUUGGGGGGGACAAAUAGAUGUGGUUGAAAUUUAACGGUCUGGGAUUGCUAACACAGCUCAGAUCCCUGAUAAGGUUCUCACUCAUUCAACCCAAACUCUUGCUGUGUAAAGAUCCGUGUUCAAAAUAAAGCUUUUUAUUUUUUCUGCC